Messenger RNA from Fonsecaea erecta, 759 nucleotides. RefSeq lists its product as hypothetical. The transcript has 4 exons. The record is from RefSeq and is a predicted model, not a curated record. The coding region runs from base 1 to 759 and encodes 252 amino acids. Lineage: Eukaryota; Fungi; Ascomycota; Eurotiomycetes; Chaetothyriales; Herpotrichiellaceae.
AUGGCGACCGAGAACAAGCCCUUUGCAUUGGUGGCCUUGGUACACCCCAAGAGCACCGAGAGCCGGAAUAAGGCCCUUAAACUCAACGCCGCCGUGACGCCCUUCUUCCGACAAGCCAGCACGCAAUGCACGACACGCAGCAUCUUCACGCCGGCGACGCGCCCGAAAGCGAACAUGGGCAUGGUGCCGGCUGCCGAGAAGGGGACCAUGUUUGGAGUGGUGGAGAUCUGGACGUCGCAGGCCGCGUUCGACGCCAUCAAGGCCGGCCCCGAGUACAAGCAGUACCACGCGACCGUGGCGCGUGAGGGCCUGUACAGCGCCGAUACGGACAUGGACCUCUCCGAGUGGACGCCCUGCGCCGGGUUUGUGGCGCGUCAGGGCGAGAAGGAGACGCCCAAGGCCGGCAUCGUCAUGUUAGCCAAGUUUGUGUGCAAGGAUGGUGAAGCGUCGAAGGACGGGCUGGUGGGUGUGAUUGGAAAAUUCUGCGACUGGGUCGAAGCCAAUGAGUUCGGCACCCUGACUUACUGCGUGAUGGCCAGCAAGACGGCGCCUAACGAGGUGCUCCUGUUCGAGCGCUACAAGGACCUCGCGGCGCUGGGUGUGCACGGCAAAACCGCCGAGUUUAGAGCCAUGUUCAAAGGAACAGGCCGCUUCAUCCAGGUGAAGAAGACGGUGCUGAGCGAGUGGGAAGAGCUGGACGGGUCGUUCGUCUCGAACCAGCCGGGUGGCGCUGGCGUUGGAGGAGUGGCGAAGCUGUAA